AUGGAGGAUUCUAAGGUUGCUACCAUCAGUGAUGCUGGACCCGUGGAGGAGACCAAUUCUCCCAGACUUCCAGACCGAUACGCCGAUGAAAGCUACAAGCUGUUCAGCAGGGUACAGGUGGACGACCCAACGCCAGAAGAGGCUCGGAUUAUUCGCAACAAAUGUCUGUGGAGGAUCCUCCCCUUUCUAUGCAUAGGGUAUCAUUUGAUGUACGUCGACAAGCAAACGCUUGGAAGUUCUGCCAUCCUGGGCAUCUUAAAGGAUGCACAUCUCAGUUCUAACCAGUACAACUGGCUUUCUUCGAUAUUUUACUUUGGGUACCUGCUGGCAGAAUGGCCGCAAAACCGCGCGCUACAGUAUUUCCCCGUGGGCAAGUGGCUUGCCUUCAUGCUCAUAGUGUGGGGUGGCGUCACGUUGCUGCAUAUCCCCUGCAACAACUUUGCAUCGCUCUUCGUGGUCCGAUUUUUCCUCGGCACUUGCGAGGCGUGCAUAGUUCCUGCGUUUCUACUCACUAUGUCCAUGUUCUUCACCUACAGAGAGCAGUCCAUCUUGAUGCCAAUUAUGUGGGCUGCAGGCAACUCUAGUCCGAUAACUUCAGGCCUUCUCUCAUACGGUGUCCUUUGGAUAGAGACCGGAAGCUUCGCACCAUGGAAGUGGUUCAUGGUCAUGACUGGGGGAAUCACUAUCGUUUUUAGUGUGGUCGUGUGGUUCCGAUUUCCGGACAACCCGUUGCAAGCAAAGUUUCUCACACUCGAAGAACGUGCGCAAGCCGUACUUCGAAUCAAGGAAAACCACUCGGGGAUUGAGCAGAAGUAUUUCAAACGCUACCAAUUUAUCGAAGCCCUCAGAGACCCAAAGACUUGGCUUUUCUUUCUUCAUGCCUGGUCACAAGAGAUGGCAAACGGUAUUACAAAUCAGUACUCGCUCAUCAUCAAAUCCUUUGGCUUUACAGUUCUUCAGACUACCCUUCUAGGCUGUGUUACUGGCCUGACCGCCCUGAUCUCGCUGUUGGCCGCAGCAGUGAUUUUAUGGAAGGCGCACAACUGCCGUGCCUGGGUGUCUGUGGUUGCAUAUAUUCCCGGUGUCAUUGCCAGUGCACUAUUAAUUGGCUUGCCGUGGUCGGACCGCUGGGGCCUCAUCUGGGGCAUUUGGAUUCGUUCAACUACAGGAAUCCCCUACGCCGUUGUUAUGGUCUGGGCUGCGAAUGUCUCCGCCGGACACACGAAGAAAACUACGGUGAUUGCUCUCUAUCAUAUUGGGUACGGGCUGGGAAACAUACUCUCACCGCAGCUGUUCCAACCAAGAUGGAAGCCACGAUAUAUUCCAACAUGGACCAUCAUUCUUAUUGUCGCCGUCAUCCUUCCGUCCUGCAUUAUUUUAUAUCUUCGCUACUAUCUGAUCAGCGAGAACAAACGCCGAGAUGUUCUAGCAGCAAUGGAAAGAGUCUCAAAGACUGGGGUCAUUGAGUCAGUCACAGAGGAAGGUGUUACCGUUGCCCGCUUAGUGGAUAACAAUCAGCUUGACCUGACAGACCGCGAAAACCUUACCUUCCGUUAUGUUGUUUAA
Fonsecaea erecta is the source of this 1566-nucleotide messenger RNA. Its product is annotated as MFS transporter, ACS family, allantoate permease. The transcript has 9 exons. Gene Ontology annotation, molecular function: L-cysteine transmembrane transporter activity. Gene Ontology annotation, biological process: L-cysteine transport; transmembrane transport. The record is from RefSeq and is a predicted model, not a curated record. Gene Ontology annotation, cellular component: membrane. Bases 1 to 1566 code for a protein of 521 amino acids. NCBI's taxonomy places the organism in Eukaryota, Fungi, Ascomycota, Eurotiomycetes, Chaetothyriales, Herpotrichiellaceae.